UAAUUUAGAUGGGCAGUUGUGAGCAGUAAAAAUGGAAGGUUCGGUGUAUGUGGAGACCUUAUCCAAAGAUCUUUUCAAUGUGGUUCUGAAGAAACACGAGAUGGACUCCAAAACCGUCGAGAGGGACAUAGACACAAUUUUGGAGUGGUUCGAGACUCGGCCACAUCUUCCCAGGAAGUUUGGGAGGAGGGUGAUCUUUUCAUACCUGCUAGUCUCCAAAGGGUCAGUCGAAAGUGCCAAACAAAAAAUCGAUAGUUACUUCACAGUCAGGAGCAAGUUCAAGGACAUUUUUGGGCACUCAAAUCCCAAGGACGAGAAGAUGUUGACGUUUGAAAAAAAUGUGUGUUGUGUUCCAUUACCAAAAAUCAACAAGGACCUGGCCAGAGUGAUGAUACUCAAAGUCCAAGCCAGGUGCGACGUCUUCGACCCAGUUGCAGCCUUUGGAUACAUCUACAACGUGGUUGACUUAAGACUAAGGGAAGACUUUUGUAAGGGGGACCACUUGAUCUACGACACCACCCACAUCAAACCUCAACACUUGGCCAAUUGCAGUCCAUUGUUCAUUAAAAGGAUGGUGGAAAUUGUUGAGAAGACCUUGAAGAUGAGUGUCAAUGGUCUACAUAUUGUUAAUGCUCCAGCUUUUGUUGUAAACUUCUUUAACAUGGUCAAACCUUUUUUGAAACCCAAAGUUGGCAACAGAAUUGUCUUCCACAAGACUUUGGAGUCAUUGUAUGACUACAUUGAUAGAGAUAUCCUGCCUGUGGAGUAUGGAGGCAACGAAGUUAGUUUAGACGAGUUGCAAAAAAAGCUGCACAAAGCCUUCGACCAUUACCAGGACUAUUACGACGACAGAGAUUUAUGGGAGGUUAACGAGGAGCUGCGACCGGAGAAGAUAAUCAACGACGACUUCUACGGCUAUCAAGGAAACUUCAAGAAACUGGACGUCGAUUAAUCCAAUCAAACUUUCACUCUCUUUUGACAUUGUGUUCGUUUCAAUAAAUAAGGCAAACCAAUACAACAAAGCCGUUAUUUGUUUGAUAAAGUUCCGCCACCUUGAAAUCCAUCAGAACGGGAAAUCAACCAAAAAAAAAAUAAAAAGAAAUUUCCCUGCAUUAAUUCAUCCGCGAGUGCGACUUACAAAAACUACUUAGCCUUAAUGAAUAAGUUCCCGUGGCAUUUUUGUUUAUCCGACGGAAAAACUCCGACGAAACUUUUCUGUCGGUUUCGCGGGAAAGUUGUGUUUGCUGAAAUAAAAUCGGACGUGGGAGUUGUUCGAUAAAGUUUCGCCGAUUUUUAAAACAUUCCCCACAUUAUCUCGUAAUGAAUGAUAACGUUGGCAUUCCCUUCGGACCCCACAUCAUCUAGACUGUCGAUUGUUUUAUUCAUCUUUUUUUUGCGGGGUGGGGGAUUUUAUAAAUUGUUUCAUUCUGAGCUUAUCAUCAAUAACUUCAAACGUCACAUGAAAAGCAACGUCAUAAGAUGCGCGUCAUCGUGGUCGUGUUCGUCACGGUCGUUGUGUUAAACUGCGACAACUUGCCGAGCCAAGGAAGUGGAGGCUUCCAUAGUUUGGGUAACUACAAUCAUCUGUCAUGGAGACGCUCCCGCUUCGGAAAGGCUCGAACUUGCCGCCAAGAAAUUAUGACGUCGGGCAUGCGCAAACGAUACUCAAAGGUCGCCAUCAUCCGUAGACGUGUGUUACUACUGGAUGAAAGCACUAACAUUUUAUAUAUACCUUGGAAGAGCGGAGGGAAUGGUAAGAAGAUGAUAUUCAAACCGGCUCCUCUGCAGCCUUAUUCUAGAAUCACAACAACGACACCUUAUAAUUCUUAUGACAAUGAGGAAGCGAAGCUGAUCAAACAAGUAUUGGAAAGGCAGAAGGUGUACGAUUACGAAGUAAGGAAGACCAAAACCGGAAUUGGAAGCAACUACAACGAGUUAUGCCUUCUGAUUUUGAUAAUGAUUUAUUUUGCUUUGUAUGCAAUUAAGGUCUCAUAAAAUUAUGAAGAAGUCUUGAGUAUUAUAAUAAAUUUUAGUUAAUUUA
Molecule: messenger RNA, 2041 nt
Organism: Aethina tumida (small hive beetle)
Lineage: Eukaryota; Metazoa; Arthropoda; Insecta; Coleoptera; Nitidulidae
Product: alpha-tocopherol transfer protein-like
Exons: 5
Coding region: 32-952 (306 amino acids)
Cellular component (GO): membrane
Molecular function (GO): phosphatidylinositol bisphosphate binding
Source: RefSeq, a predicted model, not a curated record